This is a messenger RNA of Astyanax mexicanus (Mexican tetra), 1077 nucleotides long. RefSeq lists its product as uncharacterized. The record is from RefSeq and is a predicted model, not a curated record. Lineage: Eukaryota; Metazoa; Chordata; Actinopteri; Characiformes; Acestrorhamphidae. The transcript has 7 exons. The coding region runs from base 99 to 917 and encodes 272 amino acids. Gene Ontology annotation, molecular function: protein binding.
UGAUGAAUCGUUGGUGGACCGCGGCCCCGUUAUGGGAGAGCUCGGGCUGUUUCUGCCCCAUGGACCCUCUCACCGCGAGUUAAUGCCCCCACGAGGACAUGUCCGAGAGUUCCUCAGGAGUGAACACCAGCAGUGGCAGUUUCCCCAAAUCUCACUCCUCCCACUACUCUGAGCUCAGCGACACGCACACUCCUCUCUCCGUGGAACACACGCCGGACUCUGGUAUCGUCUCCACUCCACUGCCAUCCAGCCGCUUCAGGUUCACCUCGUGGCAUCACCUGGAGGAACACGAUGUACGGGGAGACCAGCUUUCCUGCCCCAGAGUCAGAGAAGGGCCUUCGGAAGAUGAGCGCUCUCUUCGGGAUGACGAUAUCUUUCUCAGGAAUGGCAGAAGGAGGAGGAGGAGGGAGGAUGAAGGGCAGAGAUGGGAGGAGAGGCUGCAGGAGAACUGGGAGAACUGUGUGGAGCUGAACCUGUCCUAUCAGGACCUGGGGGACCCUUACCAGCUGGAGAACUUCACCCGCAUCCUGAGGAGGCUGAUCAGAGUGGAGCGCCUCCAGCUGGUGGAUAACGCCCUGCAUGACCUCAGCUCAGUCCGACUGCCAAGAUGUAAAAGCCUGAAUCUGCACCGGAACCACCUGACGACUUUCGGUCAGCUGCCAAAGGUUCCUCAGAUCCAGCACCUGUGCCUGUCUGAGAACAGCAUCUCCAGCCUGGGGGAGCUGAGCCUGCUGCAGGCCACGCCCAUACACUCCCUCACCCUCAAACUCAACCCCUGUGAGUUCCUGCAGGACUACCGCUCACGAGUGUUCUCCUGUUUGCCAAAACUCAGAGUUCUGGACGGCAUCCCAAAGCUUCCAGAAGACUCCGUGCCUCCGAACGUCUCAGUGUCCUCCAGGUUCUGCACCAUCCUGUAACCCUGGCAGGGUCACGUCCUGCACAUUACAGCACACGCCAUCCUCACAUCAGCAGUACUGUACCGGGAACGGAGACGCCCUCUCCGAUAUGCACUGUUUCUACAAUAUCCUGUAUAUAACAUCCUGUUUAAAUCAGAUUAAAGACUUGCUAUUUUUCUAC